This is a messenger RNA of Saitoella complicata NRRL Y-17804, 1765 nucleotides long. RefSeq names its product alpha/beta-hydrolase. Gene Ontology annotation, biological process: lipid metabolic process. Gene Ontology annotation, molecular function: triacylglycerol lipase activity. Lineage: Eukaryota; Fungi; Ascomycota; Saitoellomycetes; Saitoellales; Saitoellaceae. The record is from RefSeq and is a predicted model, not a curated record. Bases 202 to 1719 code for a protein of 505 amino acids. The transcript is spliced from 3 exons.
UGAUGGGGGUGGAGGGAGCGAAACGUUUCAAGAUGAGAGCUGGAGCGAAAUGGGCUACCCACAUGGCAGGUGUUGGAUAUCGAUACUUUGUAUUUAACUGGUAAGGUUCUCGGAUUUGGAGCUCACGGUAUUUGUAAUCGAUGGGAUGGAAUGUGACGUCAUCACGUAUACGGACCCAACCUCCAAGAAAAGUAAAGGCCGAUGGGGAUGCUGCCACAACCGAUCGAAUAUGCGUUUUACAUCGCCACCGUUAUCUUUGUCUUUAUUGCCUCCUUGACGUAUGCCUUUUCGUCGCCGUGGAUGUUCUUCGCGGCGUUGUGGGCAUAUGUGGUUGUUGUGGGUAUCCUUGCCAGUAUUGUUUUCGCCAUAGUCUAUGCCAAGUUCGCGAGGAGGGUCCUGCUGGCCGCUCUCCGUCUGACACAGACCUGCGCACAGCUACCUCUAUGGGUCAUCCGCCAUGUACCCGGGCUGAAGCAGGUCGUGGAGGUCUCGUUGAUCGUAUACUUCUACGUCUCCUUCCGGUUUCUGUUAUUGGCAGAUCGAGUUGCACGCCACUCCUUGCGCAUCAUUCUGCCUUCUCUGGCACAUCCCUCGAAAGCACCAAUCUCCAUCGCCAAUGCUUCAUACCCGACCUUCACCCCAGCUGGAGAGUUUUCCACAGGCUACCGCACUCAAAGUGCUGGGGAGCCAGAACAAUGGGAUCUAAAAGCUGCAAUCAGCCUCGCGAACAUCUCCCGCCUCUCCUACGAAGACCCCGCCCUCAUCCGCUACGAACUCGCCCUCGCCGGGUACGACCUUUCAACCCUUCGCAUCAUCCAUUACCACAACACCGCCGGCUUUGUCGUCCGUCAUGCUGCAACAUUGAACGUGGUCGUCACGUUCCGCGGAACGGACAUGCUGAAUUUAAUGCAUGUCUUUACGGAUUUGCAGAUGGGGAUGGUUAGCCUGGAUGAGAUUGAUAGAAUGGAUGAGGAGAGGGAGGGGGAGGACGUGCAGACGAAAAGGAUGGGGAAGGUGCAUUAUGGGUUUUUGGAUGCGUUGAGGUUGUCGACUACGAGACAGUUGACAUCACCUCAGGCCGAAGGCAUGAAUGCCAUAUCAGCCGUCCGUAUCGAUGCUGGUACAGAUCAUGGAGAGGCGGAUCAGAGACCUACGACAAUAGAGCUGGACUCUACCACACCAGAGCGUACGGUCAUGAGCAGCAUCAAAGCUCUCGCGCAAACCACAAAAUUCGCCAUCUCCUCCCUCUGGACGCACACCCGCCACCCAAUCGACCCAAUCUUCAGCGGCCGCUCAGAGCGAAACAUCACAGCCUACGCACAAACUGUCGCCGCGAUUAACGAACUUCACCAGCCCGAGAAAGGUGGGCGUGUCUUUGUCACGGGACAUUCUUUAGGUGGUGCGCUUGCGUUGGUGUUUUUUGCGCAAGCAAUUAGGGAGAAGGAGAAGUGGGUUGGUGAGACGUGUGUUUAUACGUAUGGGAUGCCAAGGUGUGGAGAUGAAGUGUUUAAGGAGUGGAUGAAGCCUCAUGCGCAGAGAAUCUUUCACGUGACGCGUUCCCUGGCGAAGAAAAGAAGUAGGAUACUUCAUCCCCUCGAUCUUCCUCGGCCAGUCAAAGCAAUACGAACCCUACGCCGACCCACCCGGAACCCUUGUACACAUCUCUUCCUCCUCCCACCUGACCUUCCCGCCCAAACUUGCACGCAUCAAUUUACUUAAAUUACAAGGAGUCUUGGAUUUGAGCAUUGUUCGACGGAUGCGGAGU